Dendronephthya gigantea is the source of this 2133-nucleotide messenger RNA. Its product is annotated as carboxypeptidase D-like. The record is from RefSeq and is a predicted model, not a curated record. Bases 68 to 1750 code for a protein of 560 amino acids. Lineage: Eukaryota; Metazoa; Cnidaria; Anthozoa; Malacalcyonacea; Nephtheidae. The transcript is spliced from 3 exons. Gene Ontology annotation, molecular function: zinc ion binding; metallocarboxypeptidase activity. Gene Ontology annotation, biological process: proteolysis.
GAAGUCACAUCAUGAGCAGAACUAAUAGAAUUUAUUAACACUCAAGAAGAAAUCUUUAGUAAUUAUCAUGGAAUAUGCACAGUAUUUAGUGCUAUUGUCAUUGAUAUCAUUUGUUUCUGGCAACCGUCGACAGUUCAUUCCCAGACCGUUUGUUCGUCAAACAGAAACGAAGCCAAACGUUAUACCGAAAAUACACAGGGACAAGGUGCCAAAACAGCAUCAUCGAUCUACUUCUACAGAACAACAUCGUAUACAUCAUGAUGUCAAGAAUAAAAAAAGUGGUAGUGAAAAGGAAGUUAAAGAAGACGAUUUUACUCAUCACAAUUAUGAAGAAUUGACAUGGUUUCUAAAAAGCGUGGCGAAAGACUUUCCUCAUUUAGCACACCUCUACACCGUUGGCCUUUCGUCACAAAACCGCCAACUCUGGGUGAUGGAGAUCUCAAAGAAACCUGGCAAACAUCGUCCAGGAAUUCCGGAAGUGAAAUAUCUUGCCAAUAUGCAUGGUAACGAAGUCGCUGGCAAGGAAAUACUUCUACAUUUCAUCCGUUAUUUGUGUAAAAACUACAAAUCCAAUCCCAGGGUAACGAAAAUGAUUGACACAACUCGAAUACAUAUAAUGCCAAGUAUGAACCCGGACGGUUACGAACUUGCAGCGACAAGGCGAAAUCUCUCCAAGAUCUUGGGAAGAAGAAACUCUUUCGGAAUUGAUCUCAAUCGUAAUUUUCCAGAUCAAUUCUUCUUUGGUGUCACAGCUCCUUUACAACCAGAAACGAGAGCAGUUGCUAAAUGGAUCCAUUCCAUUCCUUUCGUGCUUUCUGCCAAUUUCCAUGGAGGAUCUUUGGUAGCCAAUUAUCCCUUUGAUGAUAGUCCAUCCGGUCAAAGUUCUUACAGUGCCACGCCUGAUGACGACGUUUUCCGACAACUCGCCCGAGCAUAUUCCGAAAUUCAUCCGACUAUGCAUUUAGCUAAUCCUCCAUGGACGUGCAAACAACCACGGGAACGAUUUAUAGAUGGGAUAACGAAUGGUGCAGCCUGGUAUAGUGUGUCGGGAGGGAUGCAGGAUUAUAAUUAUGUGCAUACUAAUGCAUUUGAAAUCACCUUAGAAAUUGGUUGCGAGAAAUUUCCAAAUGCAAGUGAAUUACCGGGUAUCUGGAAAGAGAACAAAGAUGCUCUCCUUGGCUAUUUGGAACAGGCACACAAAGGUAUACGUGGUUUUGUCACGGACGAAAAUGGUGAAGGUAUAAAAGGUGCAAGAAUUUCCAUAUCCUACAGACGACAUGAUAUAUUCUCAGCUAAGGAUGGCGACUAUUGGCGUCUACUCGUUCCAGGUGCCUAUGACGUCACAGCAACCGCAGUCGGUCACGAACCUGAGACCAAGUCGAUCAUUGUCGAUACUGGCGAAGCGACUAAAGUUGAUUUCAAGUUGAAACGGUUGACUGUUCUUAAAUCAUUGCAUCAUCAGGAUUCAGAAGAAGAAGCUUUUAAUUUAUACCAAAUGCAAAGACAAGCAAAUGAACAGCUCACUAUGAUCCCUACAUCAAUGGGAUAUGCUGGGCCGCCAUUGAAUAGUAAACUACAAGGUGAAGUUGAUAGACCUGGUAUGAACAUUGAUCAGUCAUUGUUACUUGAGGCUGGCAGACCUAAGAGAUCUUUCCUGACUCCUUUCUCCUCACAAAAGGGGAUCAGUUCCGCGAUUACACAAAAUACCUUUGGGGUUAAUCCAUCAAAUAUGCCGGAUAGACCAAGAUAGCGAUAUCAUAAAUCCAUAGACACUAAUCCAUAGGCCAAUUUCUGUAUGUUAUACGGUAUAAUUUUCUGUCACAAAUGUUGUUUGCGUACCUGUAUAGUGUAUACAAUCAGUUUUCAAAUUUUCUAUGAAAAAUGCAUUUGUUGAGAAGCCAACUGAAACUACUAGCUUUUCACGAAAUGCAUUGAACUUAUACAUGUGACAAAUGAUUGUAUAAAGACGGGCAAAAUAAAAUUUGUCGUAAAAAUUUGCCCGGAUGAUUUUAGUCUUUGUCAUGAUAGUAAGAAAGUGAGAAAAUGAUGUACUGCAUGUAGGAUAUAUAUUUAAUAUGUAGUAAUCUUCUAUAAUGAAGAAUUUGUGAAUUGUAUUUUUUGCCUUACCUAUAC